AUGCAGAAUGAAACCAUCAGCCAGUUGGAUAGGAACUUUGAGAUGUAAGUCGCACGGUGCGGAGCGAGAAACAGGGAGUUUGCACUGUGCAGACGAAACUUUUUUAUUGCACUGUGCAAAGUAUGCGACAAUUUGAAUGAAUAAGCUGCACUGUGCAGACCAAAACUUUCGUUCUGCACUGUGCAAAAUAUGCGACAAUUUGAAUGAAUAAGCUGCACCGUGCAAACGAAACUUUUUUUUGCACUGUGCAAAAUGUGCGACAAUUUGAAUGAAUAAGCUGCACCGUGCAGACGAAGCUUUUUUUGCACUGUGCAAAAUGUGCGACAAUUUGAACGAAUAAGCUGCACCGUGCAAAAUUUUUUUGACGCAAAAGUUUGUUUGCACAGUGCAAUUUGACGAAAUUUUUUUUGCACAGUGCAAAAGAAAGGGAAUAAAAUUUGACUGCACAGUGCAGAAUCAUUUGAUAUUUUUUCGCACCGUGCAAAAGAAAAGGAAUAAAAUUUGACUGCACGGUGCAAAAAAUAAAGAGUCGUCUGCACCGUGCGAAAUUUUUUUGACGCAAAAUCUUGAUUGCACAGUGCAAAAAAGAAGGAAAAUUUUACUGCACAGUGCAGAAUUUUUUGAUUUUUUCGCACAGUGCGGGUUCUAAACUUUCAAAAAAAAAAAAAUUUUUUUUUCCAAAAUACGAUUCGAUUUCAGCUUGUCCGCCGGCCUGGCCAUUUUUUUGGCGUUCAUGUUCUUUUAUUUCGUCUCCGUCGGCGUUCUUUAUUUUUAUUUGGCCUUGGUUUAUCCACAACGCAAUCGAAAAGCGCCCGAUCAGGAUGAUUCCAGCCUAAAGAGGACAGAGAGACGGGCCAAACCUGCCGAAAAUUUCAUUGAAUUGUAAGUUGAGAGAUUUUUUAGGGGAAAAAAUUGAAAUUUUAGGGAAAAUAAUUGAAUUUUAGUGAAAAUAAUCGAAAUUUUAGGGAAAAUAAUCGAAAUUUGUGAAAAUUAUUGGAAUUUUAAGGAAAAUAAUUGAAAUUUUAGGGAAAAUAAUCGAAAUUUAAGCAAAAAUAAUCGAAAUUUUAGGGAAAAUAAUUGAAAUUUCAGGGAAAAUAAUGGGAAUUUUAGGGAAAUAAUCGAAAUUUUAAGGAAAAGAAUCGAAAAUUUAAGCAAAAAUAAUUGAAAUUUUAGAGAAAACAAUUGAAAUUUUAGUGGAAAUAAUCAAAAUUUAAGCAAAAAUAAUUGAAAUUUUAGUGGAAAUAAUCAAAAUCUUAGCGAAAUUAACCAAAAUUUAUAUUAUUUUAGUAAGAAAGCGACGUAUCAAGCUGUAUUUGAUUGUCCCAGAGAACAUUGCGACACCCAUUCUUUGUCCGCGAGCACUGAAUACGCUUCCAAGCAUCGAGAAAUGAGCAGAAAGGUGGGGAAAUUUGUGAAAAAGGGAUUGAAAGUUGAAAAAGACCAAAUUUCCAAGAAAAACUCGGCGGAAAAAGCUGGAAACCAGGUGAAUUUUAAUUUUUUUACAAUUUUUUUUUAUCUAAUUUUUUUUUUUAUUUUUUUUUAUUUUAAAUUUAUUUUUUAUUUAUUUUUUAUUAUUUUUAUUUUUUUAUUAUUGUUUUAUUUUAUUUUUUAUUAUUUUUAUUUUAUUUUUUUUAAUUUUUUUAUUAUUUUUUUUUAUUUUUUAUUAUUUUGAUUAUUUUUUUAUUUUUUUUUAAUUUAUUAAAUUUAUUUUUAUUUUUUUUUAUUUUUAUUUUUAUUAUUUUUUUUUAUAAUUUUUUAUCAUUUUUAUUAUUUGUUUUUAUUAUUUUGUCUUUUUCAGACCGAAAAUGCCCCCAAAAACGUUCAAGAUGACCAAAAUUCGAAGAAAAAGUUGGCCGAAAACAGCGAAAAGGACGUUCAAGUCCCGGAAAACCCCCGCGAAGAGCCUCCGAAGAACCGCCGAUUCACGGGAAUGGUCAGAAAUGUGGACGACAAUCUCUCGGAUGCGCCCUCCUGGAAUGGCAAAGAACCCGCGGCGUUGGCGUACUUCGGACCCGGCGCCGAGAACGGGGAGUACGAGUCCAAGACCAUCACCAACAGCAGCAGCCCCAACUUUACGAUGAAAACGGCCAGAAUGUGCUCGCCCAGACAGUCCACUGGUACGGUUUUUCUAAUUUUUUAUUUAAUUUUUUUUAUUUUUAUUUUAUUUUUUUUUUAUUUUUUUAAUGCACCGUGCGGAAGCAGCGACAAAAAUUUUUUUUUGCACAGUGCGAAAUUUCGAUUUUCAAUUUCAUCGCACCGUGCAUUUGCGACAACAAAUUUUUUGUUUGCACUGUGCGAAAUUUUGAUUUUCAAUUUUUAAUGCACCGUGCGCCAGCGACAAAUUCUUUCUGUUUUGCACAGUGCAUAUUUCGACUUUCAAUUUCAUCGCACCGUGCAUUUGCGACAAAAAAAAUUCUUUUUUUUGCACAGUGCGAAAUUUUGAUUUUCAAUUUUUAAUGCACCGUGCGCCAGCGACAAAACCUUUUGUUUUUGCACAGUGCAAAUUUUCAAUUUUAUCGCACCGUGCGGAAGACCAGCGACACGAUUUUCCGCUUGCACAGUGCGAAAUUUCGAUUUUCAAUUUCACCGCACCGUGCAUUUGCGACAAAAAAAUUUUUUUGCACAGUGCGAAAUUUCGAUUUUCAAUUUCAUCGCACCGUGCAUUCGCGACAAAAAUUUUUUGUUUGCACUGUGCAAAAUUUUGAUUUUCAAUUUUUAAUGCACCGUGCAAAGCAGCGACAAAUUCUUUCUGUUUUGCACAGUGCAAAUUUCGACUUUCAAUUUCAUCGCACUGUGCAAAGGAUCAGCGACAGAAAUUUUUGUUUUACACUGCGCAAAAUCUCGAUUUCCAAUUUUCAUCGCACUGUGCAGUGGGUCAGCGACAAUUUGCACAGUGCGAAAUUCCGACUUUCAAUUUUUUUACCGCACCGUGCGGAGAAUCAGCGACAAAUUUGUUUUUGCACAGUGCAAAUUUUGACUCGCACAGUGCGAAAUUUUUUUACCGCACCGUGCGGAGGAUCAGCGACAAAAAAUUUUUUGUUUUGCACAGUGCGAAAUUUCGAUUUUCAAUUUUCAUCGCACUGUGCGAAGGAUCAGCGACAAAAAUUUUUUUUUGCACUGUGCGAAAUCUCGAUUUUCUUUUUUUAUCGCACCGUGCGGAAGACCAGCGACAAAAACUUUCGUUUGCACAGUGCGAAAUUUCGAUUUUCAAUUUCACCGCACCGUGCAAAGUGUCAGCGACAAAAACGUUUGUUUGCACAGUGCAAGUUUUCUAUUUUAUCGCACAGUGCAGAAAAUCAGCGACAAAAACUUUUGUUUUGCACUGUGCGAAAUUUCGGUUUUCUUUUUUUAUCGCACCGUGCGGAAGACCAGCGACAAAAAUUUUCGGUUGCACUGUGCGAAAUUUCGAUUUUCUGUUUUUACCGCACGGUGCAGAAAAUCCGCGACAAAAACCUUUGUUUUGCACUGUGCGAAAUCUCGAUUUUAUAUUUUUUUCGCACCGUGCGGAGCAUCAGCGACAAAAACGUUUGUUUGCACACUGCAAAACCCUUUUGUAAAUUUCACCGCACUGUGCGAAACCUUUGACUAAUUUUUUGCCCUUUUAGCGACCGCUCCUUCCUCCACUCUGCUGAACACUUCCAAAUUGAACUCGUUGGCUCUGAAUCAGCAGCAGGAAGUGUUGAAGACGGCUCAAACUUCGAGUCCAGCGGAUCCGGCCGAACCUCCCAAAGUUGCGAAUGGAAACGGCGAUCAACCUCAAACUCGGGUGCCGACUCACCCUCAGACUGGCCCGUUGAAGCCCAAAAUGUACCCGAUUCUCCGGCCAUUGUGA
Molecule: messenger RNA, 3832 nt
Organism: Bursaphelenchus xylophilus (pine wood nematode)
Lineage: Eukaryota; Metazoa; Nematoda; Chromadorea; Rhabditida; Aphelenchoididae
Source: the annotation of a GenBank genome assembly